CCAUCUGGGAGCAGUUAGAGCCACAACAGCUUCCGUAUAGCACGCGCGCGUAACUUCGUCUCUGAAGUCUUCACCAGGACCAGAGAGUGGCUGGAGCAAUGACACGGUGAAUGCGUCAGGACAAGCAAGAAAGAAGCUGAAUGAACAUUUUUGGAUGCCUACAAACUAUGGGAGGAAAGGAAAGCAACGGGACAGUCUGACUCCAGGAUCGAGUUUGGCAGCUCCUUCCGCGGAAAGAGAAAAGUACCAUGUGGCUCUUCCUGUGAGGACAAGGUUCCUCCUUAUCUAGUCUCUUCCUAUUCGGAUAAAUAUCGGCAGCUUUCUGUUUUCCUCGAGCAUUAUGCGUUAAUAGUUAAUUAAUGGAAAAUUCGUGAGGAAAGUUGCAUGACUAUUCCUGGCUCCACUACAUCAUGCGUUUCGUGUUUGGUUUCCUUCAUUUGACAGAAACACGUCAAGAAUAGGCCGUGCCAACAAGGGAUACUAAUAUUUAUUACAAGAAAAAACUUUAGGGCUUCUUCAUGUAAGAAGGAUAAUCUGACGGAGACAUUUGGAGAUAAAGGACCAUUCCCACACAGCAGAUGUACUGAUACUUAUGUAAAAGGCAGUACACCAUGUAUCAGGGUAUCGCUAUGACAGCAAACCAUGGACCACCUUCAUACGAAGGCUCGCCGAGCUUUGUCAACAACCCGGCGGCAUCCUCACCUGUUUACGUACCUACAAGCCGUGUUACAUCUAUGAUACCAGCGCUGCCUUAUUUGCAACCGCCUUCAACGUCUCAGCAGGGCUCUUCAGCCUCCAGUCACUCCAUGUGGGCUCAGGCCGGUGUAGAAGCUGGGGUCGCUUACAACCCGGGUUCCUCUUCGCACCCUUCUCACGUGUCCUCACGCUUCUCCUUCUCAGCCAGUCCACCUAUAACAGCCUCGGGCUCCUCCGUAAGAGAAACCUCAGCCUACACCGUUCGGGAACAGUACGGUGGUAGGAGCUUCGGCAGCACCUACCAUAACCCGUACCAGGCUUAUGUUGGAUCCGACAUGGGAGCGGCGUGGCCUCCAGCUGCCUUCGACAAUCCAGUGCUGCACAGCCUGCAGAGCCGGGGGGUUCCCGGGACGGUUAGGCACCCGAAUAUAGAGCUGUUUGAUGACUUCGCCGAGGGUCGAGAGUGCGUCAACUGUGGAGCAAUGUCAACCCCACUGUGGAGGCGUGAUGGUACUGGACAUUACCUUUGCAAUGCCUGUGGUCUGUACCACAAGAUGAAUGGCAUUAAUCGACCCAUCAUAAAACCCCAGCGUCGCCUGAGUGCCUCACGCAGAGUGGGAUUGUCUUGCAGCAACUGUCACACAAGCACUACUACACUGUGGCGACGAAAUGCAGAAGGGGAGCCGGUCUGUAAUGCUUGUGGGCUCUACAUGAAACUCCAUGGGGUUCCCAGGCCGCUAGCCAUGAAGAAAGAAGGAAUACAAACUCGCAAGCGGAAACCAAAGAACCUUAGUAAACCCAAACAAUUAGGAUGUGUUGGCCCUCCAGACAGUCUAACUCCUAGUAGUCCGGCAAACCUCAGCACAGAAGAGCUCCGGCCAAUCAAAACUGAGCCUGGAAUCAUAACUCCGUGCACACACCACAGCACUCUCUCUCAGACUUCUUCUUUGCCCGGACACCUAACCAUUCACAGCAGUCCUCUGGGUCUGAAGCUUUCACCUGACCGACAUGAAGGGUCUGCUAUGUGCAAAUCUGAACCUUGGAGUAGCCUGAUCCUGGCAUAAAGAAGAAAGGUCAAAUGUCAGUGGACAAUGUCAUUAAAAAAGCAUUAAGAAUUAUAAGCACAAAAAGAGGAACUAAAUAACUGUGAAAAACGAGAGAGUGGAACAUGACUACUGUCUUACAGCAUCAUCUCACAGUAUUUAGGUGCCCACCCCAUGUUUCAUUGCUUUUUCUUAAUCUUGACCAUGUAUUUUUUUAUUUGUUCUUUGAUUGCAUAAUUUUACAGACUUGUCCAAAACUGUGCUUGCUAAAUAAUGUUUAUGCCAUUAUAUUUUUUGUGCUACAUAAUGGCUAACUCUAAUAAUACACUUCUUCUUUCAUUGUCAUUACUGGAAUAUCUACACAUCAUUAAAUUGUGAAUAUUACACCUCUGCAGUGAAGGAGAGUGAAUUAUACUGAUCUCAUCAUCUCUUUCUCGAGGGGCACUGAACAAACUACUUUUAAUAAUGUAGGGGAAAGGGAGGUCUAGCAAUGUGAGAUGUUUGUUUCACUAAUGUCCUGCACUAAUUCCAAAUCUGAACUCUUUGAUUGAGUUUCCAAAUUUCUGAACAUUAUUUUUGGUUUGCGUAAUUCAUGAGAAUGGAUCCUCCACCUGGACAUGUUGGCCUACCUCCACCUCAUUUGUUGGUCUGCAUACUAGUUUGCAGCCAAUAAGCUUUCUGCCUUGAACAUCUAAAUAGAGUGGAUUGAACUGAAGCAGAAAAUGGAAUGGAAAGUGCAAGUCCAACUCUAUUUUAAAGGAUUAAUCAUUCUUUCACCACAGCCUCAAUGGUAGGAUCCAUUGGACAGAGUGCCAAACUGUGGGAGUUGAGCCUCUACAGUCAAGGGAAGAAGGAAUAUCGCAGCCAAGCUAAUGUAAACUAGCACACUAACUCCAGCAUAAGCUUGUGCUGAUACUCCAUACAUAAAGCCCAGCAGUUUUUAAUUGUCCUCAUUAUAUACGAUUGACCAUU
This is a messenger RNA of Polypterus senegalus (gray bichir), 2711 nucleotides long. RefSeq names its product GATA binding protein 4 (gene gata4). NCBI's taxonomy places the organism in Eukaryota, Metazoa, Chordata, Cladistia, Polypteriformes, Polypteridae. The record is from RefSeq and is a predicted model, not a curated record. The coding region runs from base 612 to 1760 and encodes 382 amino acids. Gene Ontology annotation, biological process: cell fate commitment; negative regulation of transcription by RNA polymerase II; positive regulation of transcription by RNA polymerase II. The transcript is spliced from 7 exons. Gene Ontology annotation, molecular function: RNA polymerase II cis-regulatory region sequence-specific DNA binding; zinc ion binding; DNA-binding transcription factor activity, RNA polymerase II-specific. Gene Ontology annotation, cellular component: nucleus.